GUAAUUAUUUAACGCGGAGUGACUUCACAGUAAACAUGGCUGCGCCCACAGGACCGGGAGGAACGUCAGGUUCAAGUCCUCCCGGGUUUGAAGGUUUCCCGUUUCCAGUGAGUGACAGAUCUCCGGGGGGAAGCUCCGGUAAAGCGCAGGAACAGGAGCAGGUCGGCGGAGUGAAGAAGAAGCCGUGUAGAGUGUGUACAGACUUUAAAUCGUGGAUGAAACUCCAAAAGAAACAGACGACAACUGCUGCACAGAACGUCCCGGUUACAGAGUCAGAGCCAGAGUGUCCCCUGGACCGAGAAGAGCUGGGACGUAACACCUGGUCCUUCCUGCACACUAUGGCUGCAUAUUAUCCCGACCAACCAUCGUCCACCCAGCAGCAGGAGAUGGGACACUUCAUCAACCUCUUCUCCAAAUUCUUCCCAUGCGACGAAUGUGCAGAAGAUCUCAGAGGAAGAUUAAAGACCAAUCAGCCAGACACCGGCAGUCGCCACAGUCUCUCCCAGUGGUUCUGUCGUCUCCAUAACGACAUCAACCUUAGACUGGGGAAGCCAGAGUUUGACUGCUCACGUGUAGACGAGCGGUGGAGAGAUGGCUGGAAAGAUGGUUCCUGUGAUUAAUGGAUGGUUUCCAGAAGACGAAAGACUGAGUCAUGGAGUUCUUACCAGCAGUGGCCGCCACAGCCCUGAGAUGUUGAGAUCAUGUUGAUCAAUGAACGCUUUGUUGCUGAGAAGACCAUAACAAGAUGCAGGAACACACUUUACUACUUGACUAUCUGUUAAUUACUGUGCUGUGAUAAAUCUCAUACUAUUUUGGUCAAUACUUGUCAAUUAUAAUUAUCAAUUAUCAUUGGUUGUUUGUUUUCUUUCUGUUGUCAUUCUUAAAUGUAAGUCUUGUUUAAUUAUUCUGUCAUCACAAUACAAAAUAAACAUUAUAUUUUCAUGUUGAAA
This is a messenger RNA of Cynoglossus semilaevis (tongue sole), 950 nucleotides long. It is a transcript of the gene gfer, whose product is annotated as growth factor, augmenter of liver regeneration (ERV1 homolog, S. cerevisiae). Gene Ontology annotation, molecular function: flavin adenine dinucleotide binding; flavin-dependent sulfhydryl oxidase activity. The transcript has 3 exons. Gene Ontology annotation, biological process: liver development. Gene Ontology annotation, cellular component: mitochondrion. The coding region runs from base 36 to 620 and encodes 194 amino acids. The record is from RefSeq and is a predicted model, not a curated record. NCBI's taxonomy places the organism in Eukaryota, Metazoa, Chordata, Actinopteri, Pleuronectiformes, Cynoglossidae.